Molecule: messenger RNA, 1271 nt
Organism: Botrytis cinerea B05.10
Lineage: Eukaryota; Fungi; Ascomycota; Leotiomycetes; Helotiales; Sclerotiniaceae
Gene: Bcgst3
Product: Bcgst3
Exons: 2
Coding region: 219-1139 (306 amino acids)
Source: RefSeq, a predicted model, not a curated record
GGAUUUAUCAUCAUCAUCAUCGUCGUCAUCGUCACACAUAGCUACAGAUUUGUUGGUCAUACAUAGAUUUGGACAUUCGUAGACAUAGACAUAGAACGGAAUAAUCCCAUUGCGGCAAUACAUACAUACACACCUACCUACCUACCUACCUAUAUAAAUCUCUCAAUUAAACCCUUUCAUUCCUUUGUCUCUUUUCUUCUCCCCCUCCUACUUUCCUCAUGUUCAAAACAUCUUUCCAUCGACUUUUCCAAUCUUCUCCUAAAAAUCAUACCGUUUCUCAUUUUCCCACUCCAUUCCACACCAUCACACGCACCAUGACCUCCUCAGCAGCUCCCAACAGACCAAGCGGUCUCCUCGCCACAUCCGGCAUCGAGCUGCUCACGUUUGGAACGCCCAACGGGCACAAAAUCAGCAUAUUGCUCGAGGAGCUCAAAGCCGCCUACGGAAAACAAUACACGUAUCAAUCGAUUAAUAUCAUGGAAAACAUCCAGAAAGAAGAAUGGUUCACGAAAUUCAGUCCGAAUGGAAGGAUUCCGGCGAUUGUGGAUCAUGAUCGCAAUGGAUUUGCGGUGUUUGAGGGGGCGGCUAUUUUGGCGUAUUUGACGAGGAAUUAUGAUGUGGAGAGGAGGUUUAGUUUUGAAGAUGAGGAUGAUAGGAGUAGAGUUGAGCAGUGGGUUGCUUGGCAACACGGCGGUCUAGGCCCAAUGCAAGGUCAAGCAAACCACUUCUACCGCCUGGCCAAAGAACGCAUUCCCUACCCAACCCAACGCUACGUAGGCGAAACCGAGCGUCUCUACGGCGUUCUGGACGCCCAUCUCGCCGAUCGCGAGUACAUUGUCGGCCCCGGAAAGGGAAAGUAUAGUAUUGCCGAUAUUGCGAAUUUCAGCUGGGUCAACGUGGCGUAUUUCGCGGGGGUGGAUUUGGCGAAGUUUACGAAUCUGGAGAGUUGGUGGAAGAGGAUUAAUGAGAGGGAUGCGGUGAAGAAGGGUACCAGUGUGCCCAGUGAGAGUCGAUUGAUUAAUGAGGCGUAUAAGAAGAGGGUAGAGGAUGAUCAGGAGUUUAGGGAGGGAGAGGAGAAGUUGAGGAAACUGGGGGAGGAGGCGAAGGUUCAGUAUGGGUAUAAGUAUUCUUCUCCUUGAUCUGGAUUCUCGGAUUGAUUGGGGGUGGAUUGAUUAUGAGAAUGGAUGGAGCGCUAGGUUUAUAGGGAGGGAGAGACGGAGAGACGGAGGGGAGUAUAAAAGGUCUAUCAUGAUAAUAAAAUAAUGAUUUCA